AUGGCUUUUACAAACAUUUUUUUGCAUUAUUCACCGAAACAUCGAAAGGCUUCAAGUGUAGCGUUGGUUAGGAAGGCGUCGACUGGCUUCGUUUGGAGUAGCCGUUGGCUUUCCUCGCACGGGAGGUCGCUCCGGCGGGUUUCCCCAUGCUCGUUGGCGAACGCAAAGCGUGCUUGUCGGGCGCUGCAGAUCACCUCGACAUUAACUCCACCGUUCCCGGUGGGUGCCGGCCCGCGUGACGGCGCUGGUGCUGCUUCCCAGAACAAUGGUGCGCCCGCUCCAACUUCGGUCCCAAAGACGGAUCACAUGUCGAGGCGUGCGCAGGCCCUGCGGGCGUUUUUGCGCAGUCACAAGUCGCUUCUUCGGUGUGGUGACGGCUUCCAUACAGAAGCCGCGAACACCUGCCGGAAAAAUGAUACAGCGCUGAUGUUCGUCCCUAUCGAAGAGAUUGAGUCAUAUCGUGGUAGGAGGAGUUUUCAGGGCGCUGACGUGGCGGCAGUCAUUACGACCAAUGCGGAGGCGAUCAUCGAAGCUGGCAUUGCGGCUGCAAGGGUGAAGAAAGAAUGCUACGAGGGAAAAAAUCUGGCAACGCUGAGCCGCACCGAAGCCAUCGAGGAACAGCUCGCCAACGACAUGCGCGAUCAGCUUCGCAUUGUGAGUUAUGCGGUGCUGGCUCAGGAGGAGAAUGCACCGCCAGUUGACUUUUUGCACCGACGCAACGUUGCAUUACUACUGGAGCUCUACCAUGAACUUGGGCUGGAUUUGAGCCGUGUUAAAGACGGCUGGCAAGCAAUGGCGCGCAAAAUCCAGGAGCUCUGUCCGGAUCCGUCCUGGUAUGAAAAACGUGUCAAGCCUGCUGUUGAGCAACUGCUGGGCGCCUUUGGGAACUAG
This is a messenger RNA of Cyanidioschyzon merolae strain 10D, 891 nucleotides long. RefSeq lists its product as hypothetical. Gene Ontology annotation, biological process: photosynthesis. The transcript has a single exon. Bases 1 to 891 code for a protein of 296 amino acids. Gene Ontology annotation, cellular component: phycobilisome. The record is from RefSeq and is a predicted model, not a curated record. NCBI's taxonomy places the organism in Eukaryota, Rhodophyta, Bangiophyceae, Cyanidiales, Cyanidiaceae.